Molecule: messenger RNA, 771 nt
Organism: Dictyostelium discoideum AX4
Lineage: Eukaryota; Evosea; Eumycetozoa; Dictyosteliales; Dictyosteliaceae
Gene: rabJ
Product: Rab GTPase
Exons: 3
Coding region: 1-771 (256 amino acids)
Cellular component (GO): plasma membrane
Molecular function (GO): GTP binding; GTPase activity
Source: RefSeq, a predicted model, not a curated record
AUGGAUCCAUUGUCAAUAUCAAUGGAGAGUAAAGUUGUAUUAUUAGGUAGUUCAGAUGUUGGGAAAACUGCUCUAUCACUUCGUUAUGUUGAUGGAAUAUUUCCUAAACGUUUAACUUCAACAAUAGGAGCAUCCUUUUUAACGCGGACAAUAAAUAUAGAAGGAAAUAAAAUUAAAUAUCUAAUAUGGGAUAGUGCUGGACAAGAUAGAUUUCGAAGUUUAGCUACACUUUAUUAUCGUGGUGCAUGUGUUGCAAUUUUAGUAUUUGAUAUAACUCAACAAAAAACAUUUGAUAUAGUUAAAGGAUGGGUUGAAGAAUUAAAAGCAAAUAUUCAAGAAGAAAUUAUAAUGGUAUUAUGUGGAAAUAAAAUUGAUUUAGAACAAAAUAGACAAGUUAAAAGUGAGACAGCAAAAUUAUAUGCAGAUGAAAUUAAUGCAAUGUAUGUUGAAACCUCUGCAAAAGAGAAUGAAGGUGUUGAAGGAAUGUUUUUAGAGAUUGGAAAGAAAUUAAUAUUAAAUAAACAUAAUGAAUACUUUAAACAAUUUCAACAACAACAAAAACUUCAUAAACAAUUCCAACAACAAAAUCAAAGCUUAUAUCAAUAUCAUAUACAACAACAAAAACAUCAACAACAACAACAACAACAACAACAACAAAUUUUUAAAAAUCAACAAUUUUAUAAUAAUGGUCAUCUUCAAGGCAGUAUAAAUGGUCAUAAUAAUCAAAAUUCAACAAAUUAUAGUGAUAAUAGUGAUCAAUGUUGUGGUUAA